Eucalyptus grandis is the source of this 2011-nucleotide messenger RNA. Its product is annotated as multidrug resistance protein 2. Bases 359 to 1756 code for a protein of 465 amino acids. The record is from RefSeq and is a predicted model, not a curated record. Gene Ontology annotation, molecular function: transmembrane transporter activity. Lineage: Eukaryota; Viridiplantae; Streptophyta; Magnoliopsida; Myrtales; Myrtaceae. The transcript has 4 exons. Gene Ontology annotation, biological process: transmembrane transport. Gene Ontology annotation, cellular component: membrane.
UCAAAAUGCAAACUACCCGCCAAUGAAGUGGAUCCAUUCAUCAAUCCAAUCCGUCCGUUUUCUUUCGGUUUCAGUCGUUCAAUGCUAUCCGUUGGAAUCUUCUUUCCUUCAUUCUGACGGGAUCCCACCUUCCAAUUUAGUCAACGCAACGCCAUCAAUGUAAGAUAACGUCAAGCGGGAUCUUUUCCCUCUGCAAUGCCUGACCCUCGUACUUUGUUCACGUUCUUGUUGUUUCGAUAUUGCGGAAAGCUACAUUCUCAGAUCCGCCAUAGCCGAAACUACGUGACCUCUUCCUGAUUCGCAGGAGCUUCCAAUUCUUGAGGAAUCGCCCCGUGCAGCGUCUGUAUAUCCAGGAGUUAUGAGGGGUAAAAAGUACUUCGGAUAUUCUCUGUCUCUGAUCAUCAUCAACUUGGCUGCUAUAAUGGAGCGUGCAGAUGAAAAUCUCCUUCCAGCUGUUUGCAAAGAAGUCAGUGAGACUUUCAAUGUAGGGCUAUCUGAUCUAGGUUAUCUUACAUUUAUAAGGAACUUUGUCCAAGGAUUGUCAUCACCCCUGGCAGGGAUUUUAGUCAUAAACUAUGACCGGCCCACAGUUCUUACGUUAGGGAUAUUUUGCUGGGCUUUCUCAACUGCUGCAGUCGGUGCAAGCCAGUAUUUCAUGCAAAUUGCAUUUUGGCGAGCGCUGAAUGGUUUUGGAUUGGCAAUAGUAAUACCAGCUCUACAAUCGUUUAUUGCAGAUAGCUAUAAGGAUGAUGUAAGGGGCACCGGGUUUGGAUUUUUGUCUUUUAUUGGAAGUUUUGGGGGUAUCGGUGGAAGUGGUUUAGCGACGGUUAUGGCUGGCACAGAGUUCUGGGGAAUUCCUGGGUGGAGAUGUGCCUUCUUUCUAAUGUCAACAGUUAGUUCAUUAAUCGGCUUCCUCGUUUUCUUGUUUGUUGUUGACCCAAGGAAAACCACUAACUUUACUCAUGAUUCUAGUGAGAAUCUAGAAAGAGAUGCUUUGGUAGAGAGCGAAAGUAACACGAAAUCAACUUGGAUGGAGUCCUGGAAAGCAACAAAAGCUGUAUUAAUUGUGCAAACUUUUCAAGUAAUCGUAUUGCAGGGAAUCAUUGGUUCACUACCAUGGACGGCCAUGGUGUUCUUCACUAUGUGGUUUGAACUUAUAGGUUUUGAUCACAAUGGUGCGGCAGCUCUAUGUACCAUUUUCUUAGUUGGGUGUGCUGUAGGGUCUCUUCUUGGAGGUAUCAUAGCAGAUAGAUUAUCUCGAGUCCACCCCAAUUCUGGUCGUAUCAUGUGUGCACAAUUCAGUGCUUUUAUGGGUAUUCCUUUCUGCUGGUUUCUUCUCAGAGUGAUCCCACAGUCGGUCGACAGCUGGUUUGCCUACUCCGCCACCUUACUUCUGAUGGGCAUAACCAUCAGUUGGAAUGGCACUGCAGCGAAUGCCCCAAUGUUUGCUGAAGUGGUCCCAGCCAAGCACCGGACCAUGAUCUAUGCUUUCGAUCGUGCCUUCGAGUUAUCCUUAUCCUCUUUUGCAGCUCCACUGGCUGGGAUUCUUUCUGAGAAGAUGUUCGGCUAUGAUAAGAAGACUGUGGAUCCCGCUAAAGGAUCGGUAGAUGGAGCCUCCGCUCUAUCGAAGGGGCUUCUCUCGAUGACGGCAGUGCCAUUCGGUUUGUGUUGCUUGUGUUACACGCCACUGUACAGAAUGUUCAAGCGGGACAGGGAAAAUGCGAGAAUGGCGAGUUUGAAGGAGGAGAUGACGUGACCACAUACUUGUUUUCUCAGUAAAUCUAUUUAAUUCUUCUGCUUGCCAUCUCUGAAGUAUGAACUCAGUUUAUCAGCCUAACUUCGAUCGUCAAGGUAAGGAGGGUACUGCUCCCCUUGCAAAAGCAAACCCACUUGGGCCCUGUUUGAUUUUGGAGAAAUGUCCUAGGGAAUAUGUAAAUAACUUUUAGGUUAAAGGGAUUUUCCGAAAUGUAAAUAGCGUUUAGUGAAUUGUAAUUUUAAAAUACAUUGGGAA